GUGUCAAUGUGUCAAGUUAACAUGAAGUUAACCUCUUCAAAUUUUUUAUUUUCUGCCAAUGUGUCUUUAAAAUUGCUUUAAAAUCAGAAGUCCUGUUGGGUUAGAGGUCUUUGGUCCUGAUAAAGUCGAAAGAGGGAUAAUUUGCUUUAUAAAAUGCCCAAAAAGAAAACGGGACAACGAAAAAAGGCUGAAAAGCAAAGGCUCAGACAGAAAGAAAUAAGAACUGCAAAGGAGAAUGUACAGCUCGCUCAGCACCCUUGCAAUUCUGCGAUGGAAUGCGAAAAAUGUCACAGAAAACAAAAAUCUAGAGCCUUCUGCUACUUCUGCCAAAGCGUACAAAGAUUACCAGUGUGUGCCCAAUGUGGUAAAAUGAAAUGUAUGUUAAAAACUGGGGAUUGUGUAAUAAAACAUGCAGGAAUAUACACGACCGGAAUGAACAUGGUGGGAGCAAUAUGCGAUUUUUGUGAAGCGUGGGUGUGUCACGGUAGAAAGUGUCUUCAAACACAUGCUUGCACAUGUCCUCUUCAAGAUGCAACAUGUAUAGAAUGUGAACGAGGUGUUUGGGAUCAUGGAGGCAGACUUUUUAAAUGUUCAUUUUGUGACGGAUUUUUGUGUGAAGAUGAUCAAUUUGAACAUCAAGCUUCCUGUCAAGUACUCGAGUCUGAGAAUUAUAAAUGUCAGUCUUGUAAUAAACUAGGCCAGUACUCUUGUUUGAGAUGUAAAGUGUGCUACUGUGAAGAUCAUGUUAGAAGAAAAGGCUUUAAAUAUGAAAAGAACAAGGCUAUUCCUUGUCCUAAAUGUAGUUAUGAAACAUCCCAAACUAAGGAUCUUAGCAUGUCUACAAGAAGUCAUAAAUUUGGAAGACAAGGACAAGCAACGUAUAAUGACUAUGAAGAUGAUGACAAUACAUAUGAUCAUGAUACAGGCGAAGCUGAUACUAGUUAUAACUAUGACGAAUCAUAUUCAAAUGAUGAUACUGAUUCUGAUGAAGAUGAAAGUGAAAGUGAAGAAGAUGGCUCUGAUGAUAGUCCAAACGAAGAUUACACUGAAAAUGAUGUCAGUACGAAAACAAAGUAAAUGGGUAUUUUAAAAAUUUAUAUUGUAUACAUUAUUUUGAUGCUACCUUAGUUUUUUUUUAGAAAAAUUGAGAUGUAUGUGAAUGUAAGAUGAUAUAAUUAAUAUACAUAAUAAAACCUCUGAA
Sitophilus oryzae (rice weevil) is the source of this 1201-nucleotide messenger RNA. RefSeq names its product zinc finger protein 330 homolog (gene Noa36). The transcript is spliced from 7 exons. Gene Ontology annotation, cellular component: nucleus. Lineage: Eukaryota; Metazoa; Arthropoda; Insecta; Coleoptera; Curculionidae. The record is from RefSeq and is a predicted model, not a curated record. Bases 154 to 1077 code for a protein of 307 amino acids. Gene Ontology annotation, molecular function: zinc ion binding.